GUUUCCGGAUUGUACCUUUUUCUCCCAUCACUAGAAAUCCUAUAUAAGCCCUCCCUUAAUCUAAGUUUUUGCUCACAAGAAACCUGGCCUCCAGCCAUGGGGACCUACUCUUUUCUUUUCUGCCUGGCAGUUUUAACUGUAACCGUCAGCGGAUGUCCUGUUGGCCGUGAAUUCAUCACUGCUUUCAUGACAAAUUACCAAUAUGGAAAGGCGAGUCUGAGUGUCUCUAUAACAGCACAAAAUGCCCCCGCCACUGUGAAAAUCGAGAUAAAGGCACUGAGUUACAGUGAAACUGUGAGCAUUGGACGAGGUGAGACCAGAAAGGUCAUCCUCCCACAAAACGCUGAGAUUGAAGGUGACGGAACUUUCCGUAAAACCGUGUACAUCUCUUCCAAUGCCGAUAUCACAGUCGCUUCAGCCAACUUAAAGGAAUUCACCGGAGACACCACUGUGCUCCUCCCGGUAAAUGAACUUGGCAAACGUUAUGUAGUUUUUACUCCAAACACGGGUCCAAGUCCAUACAAAAAGGAGAUAGCCAUAAUCAACGGCAAUUCUCAAAACACAAUCAGCAUUCUCUCCGGUAAAAAAAAUCUUUGGACAUUAUUUUUUGGAAGGACCAAAACCAUCACUUUGGCUCCCUAUGAAGUUUAUCUACAACGCAGUGCUGACACGUUGACUGGAAUGCAAAUCACAUCCAAGUUUCCAGUAGCUGUCCUGGCAGGGCAUGAGUGCUCCAUGAUCGUAGGCACCUGUGAGCAUAUCUUUGAGCAGCUGGUGCCAGUUGAGUCUCUCUCCAACGAAUACCUGAUCCCUGCAAUGCAUCAGUCCUCCAGCCAGGACAAAGCCUAUGUGGUUGCCCCAGAUGACAACACUGUUGUGAGCAUUUUCACUAGGCAUAGUUACUAUUCAACAAAAAGAAAUCUGAAUGCUGGAGAGGUUUAUGCCGUUGAUGUGAGCAAUAACGCAGCGAUGAUUCGAAGUAACAAAAAAGUUAUGGUGAUGUAUCUCAGUAGCAAUUAUCCCAAUGAUGAGUUUCUCACCAAUCUCAUACCCACCUCUGAGAUGUCAAAAUCAUGGACCAUUCACCCUCAAGAUGGCUUCGACUCCACUGUUGUUGUUGUUGCUGAAGCAGCAUCAGCCUCCAGUAUCAGUGGUUCAUUUAAGUGGAAGAAAUUCACUGCUAAUGAAAAGUUUGUAUGGGCUAAUAGGCCACUUGGAUUACAGAAAGGUCCCAUCACCAUAUCUGGUAAUUCGCUGAUGGCUGUUUAUGUUUUUGGUGGGAAAGUAAGGCACGGUUAUGGCUCAACAGGAGUGUGUAACACAGGUUUUACGCAAACGCCGGUUCCAGUAGACCCCUGUGAAAAUGUUAAGUGCCGUCAGCAGGAGGUGUGCAAAAAGGGUGUCUGCGUCCCCACUGCCACCGUCACAUGUCAUGCAGUUGGCGAUCCCCAUUACAAAACUUUCGACGGGAAACUGUUCGACUUUCAGGGAACUUGUACCUACGUCAUGGUCAACAAUACAAAGAUUCAGAACGGCCUCACACCUUUUACCAUCUUGGCAAAGAAUAAUAACCGGGGAAGCAAAAGGGUGGCAUAUGUAAGGACGGUUUCUGUCCUUGUGUACAAUCAUGAAGUGGUGGUUGGCGGCAAAAAAGGAGUAGUAGAGAUUGAUGGUGAAAACGCUUACCUGCCUUUGACUAUAGAUGGUGGCAAAAUAAAAGUGAAUCAGAGAGGAUGGAAUGUUAUUAUAUCAACAGAUUUUGGCUUGGAGGUGACAUAUGACUGGAACAUGAUGUUGUAUAUCACAGCUCCAAAUAGCUACUUCCAGACCGUAGGUGGACUUUGUGGAAACUACAACGGCGACCAAAAAGAUGAAUAUGUUGAUCCCAAAGGCAAAGUGCUCACCAAUAUCAUUGACUUUGCCAAGUCCUGGAAGUUUCCAGAUAAUGAUUUGUUUUGCACUGAUGAGUGUAAUGGAGAAUGCCCAAGUUGCUCUCCAAAUCUUCAAGAGGAGUACCGCAAAGAGACAAACUGCGGUGUCAUGACUAAAAAGGAUGGGCCAUUUGCUGUUUGCCACAACACUGUGGAUCCCCAGAUGUAUGUAGAUAACUGUGUCUACGAUGUCUGUAUUAAUAACGGUCGGAGAAACUUCCUCUGCAACAACAUUCAAAGCUAUGUCGGAGCUUGCAUGUCAGCUGGAAUCAAGAUCGUUGGAAACUGGAGGACAGAUGCUAACUGUCCACUGGAUUGUCCAGUCAAUAUGCAUUACGAAGCCUGCGGCACAGCCUGCGCUGCCUCUUGUGCCGAUCAAAAUGCCCCCAACAAGUGCACGGUGCCAUGUGUGGAGGGCUGCCAAUGCAAUGCAGGGUUUGUCCGCAGUGGAGAUGAAUGCAUACCUGUGAAAAACUGUGGCUGCACUUACAAAGACCGAUAUUAUCCAGCCGAGCAGACAUUUUGGGGCAACCAAAAGUGCACAGAGAAAUGUGUGUGCAAAAAUGGAAAAGUUGAUUGUACAGCGGCAAAAUGUAAGAAAUCCGAAGCGUGUGAUACACGGAAUGGAGUGAGAGAUUGUUAUCCAACUUCUUAUAGUACCUGCCAGGCUGCAGGGGAUCCACACUACCGCACAUUUGAUGGUAAAGCCUUUGACUUCCAAGGGACUUGCACUUAUUAUUUGUCCAAACUAAUCAAUACAGCUGACCCAUCACUCGUACCCUUUGAGGUACUGGUCAAGAAUGAGAACAGAGGAAGAAACAUGGCAGUUUCUUUUACCAAGACUGUAUCAUUAACAGUCUACGGACACACAAUUGUCUUGAGUAAAGAUGAUCCAGGCAAAGUGAAGGUCAACAAUCUGUUUGUGAAUUUGCCAUUUGAACAAGAGGAAGGUCGAUUCUCCAUAUUCUACAGUGGCUUCUCUGGUGUGGUAAAAACUGACUUUGAUCUGACUUUGAAUUUCAACUGGGAAAGCCACGUAGAACUGAAACUGCCCAGCACUUACUCUGGUGAAGUGGGAGGGCUUUGCGGCAACUGGAACAACAACGCUAAUGAUGAUUUCCUGACUCCUGCCAAAACUCCUGCUGCAACCCCAACAAUUUUCGGAUCCAGCUGGAAAGUCAAAAAUGACCCCGCAUGCUCAGACGAAUGUCAGGGCAACGCUUGUCCUAAAUGUGACGGCCCAGCGAAAAACCUUGUCACCUUUACAAAGCCUUGCAGCAUGAUCACAGACAAACAGGGCCCAUUUAAAGACUGCCAUAUUAAAGUUAAUCCAAAUCAGUUUUAUGAGGAUUGUUUGUAUGAUAUGUGCAUGUACAAUGGACAUUCAACAGCCCUCUGCGGUGCUCUGACUGCAUACACAGCUGCUUGCCAAAAAGCACUUGGCACCGUGGAAUCCUGGAGAACCAACAAUUUCUGCCCUUCAUCCUGUAUGGAAAACAGCCACUAUGAGGUUUGUGCAACAGGAUGUUCCCAAACCUGCAAUGGCCUCACUCAGCCCGAGGCCUGUAAGGACACUCCCUGCGUUGAAGGCUGUGUAUGUGAUGAGGGCUUUGUCCUGAGCAACGGUGAGUGUGUGGCUAUCGAACGAUGUGGCUGUUCUUAUGAGGGCCGUUAUUACCAACUGGGCCAGAAGUUCUUCCCUCAAGACAAGUGCAAGCAGAGAUGUGUGUGCAAAGAGAACGGAAGAGUUCAAUGUGAUGAUGCAUUCACCUGCAAAGCAAACGAAAAGUGCCAGGUCCUGGAUGGAGUUCAGGGCUGCUUCCCUGAGGGCAAAGCAGUUUGCUCAGUAUCGGGCUUUGGGCUUUAUCAAUCAUUUGAUGGGAGGUCCUUCGCUGUUGAAGGAGACUGUGAGUACAGAAUGGCAGAGACAGUUGAGGACGAGGAUGAGGACAUAAGCUUUUUCAGUUUAGCAGUGAAACAGCAGUCGUCUGAGCCUGCCUUCACCCGAAGAGUUAUUAUACAAAUAGAAGAUACCGAGAUUACUUUGCUGCCCGGCAGCAUCUGGGAGGUUCAGGUGGACAACGUUAAAACCAAUCUGCCAGCGACUCUGGACGAAGGACUAAUAGAAGUCUAUCAGAGCGGUGUUAAUAUUAUUGUGGAAACAAACUUUGGAUUGAAACUGACAUAUGACACAGUCUCAAUGGUCAAAAUUGAGAUCCUGUCCACUUUUAAAAAUAUAGUCAAAGGACUCUGUGGUAACUACAAUGAAAACAGUGCAGACGAUUUCCUCCUGCCAGGCGGUCUUCAGACAAUUUCUGUGGUAGAUUUUGCUCAUGCCUGGGUUUCACCAUCAUACAAACUGACGUGCCAAACAACUUGCGGGCCCAAGUGUUUAAAUCCUGACAAAGACAAACAGAAGGAGGCAGAGAAAGUUUGCGGUCUGCUAAUCUCAGAAAAGGGACCAUUUUCUACAUGUUACGCAAAAAUUCCACCUCAGAAAUAUUUUGAAGAAUGUGUCAAAGAUGUGGCAGUACAACCAAACGACAAGUCAGCUCAUUGUCGCCACAUACAAAGAUAUGUUACUAGCUGUCAAGAGAUUGGGACAUCAGUCAGCAUUUGGAGGAAUAACACCUUCUGUCCACUCACAUGUCUGAAAAACAGUCACUAUGAACUCUGUGCUGACACCUGUACCUCGACCUGUGCAAGCCUGACAAAGUCACAGAAAUGCCCAUUGUGUCAAGAAGGAUGUCAGUGUAAUGAUGGCUUUUUGUUUGAUGGAGGUGAAUGUAGGACUUUGGAUAGUUGUGGUUGUAAUGUAGAUAGAACAUUUUACAAGUCUGGUCAGAUAGUAAUUCGGGAAGAGUGUGCAGAGAAAUGCACCUGCAAAGCUGGAGUGUUCACCUGUGAACCCAUGGAAUGUAAUGAAGAUCAGGUCUGUGGCAUAAAAAACGGUGCCACUGGAUGCUACGACAAAAACACAUACUGUCCAGCCAACAUGCAUUUUGACGCCUGUGCCACAGCCUGUCCUGCAACCUGUGUUGAUCGGGAUGGUUCAGAGGACUGCACUAAAGCAUGUACAGAGGGCUGCGUCUGCAAUGACGGUUUUGUCCGUAGUGGAGAUGACUGUAUAUCUGUGAAGAAGUGUGGCUGCUCUUACAAAGGCCGAUAUUAUCUGCCCAACGAGGCAUUUUGGGGUGAAAAACAAUGCACAGAGAAAUGUGUGUGCAACCCUCAAACUGGAAAUGUUGAGUGCACAUCAUCAAAGUGUAAUCCUGGCCUAUUGUGUGGUACACGGAAUGGAGUGAAAGAUUGUUACCCAUUGUCCUAUAGUACCUGCCAGGCUGCAGGGGAUCCACACUACCACACAUUUGAUGGUAAAUCCUUCAAUUUCCAAGGAACCUGCACUUAUUAUUUGUCCAAAGUACUCAAUACGGCUGACCCAUCACUGAUACCCUUUGAGGUACUGGUCAGCAAUGAUAACAGAGGAGGGAACAAGGGCGUUUCUUUUACCAAGACUGUAUCAUUAACAGUCUAUGGACACACAAUUGUCUUAAGUAAGGAAAGCCCACAGAAAGUGAAGGUCAACAAUCUGUUCGUGAAAUUGCCAUUUGAAGGACAAGAUGGUCGGAUCUCCAUAUUUUAUAGUGGGAACUUUGGUGUGAUAAAAACAGACUUUGGUCUGACUUUGAAAUUCAACUGGGAAAGCCACGUAAUGCUGAUUCUCCCCAGCACUUAUUCUGGUGAAGUAGGAGGGCUUUGCGGCAACUGGAAUGACAAUGCCGAUGAUGAUUUCCUGACUCCUAACAACAACUUUGCUGCAACCCCAACAAUUUUCGGAACCAGCUGGAAAGUCACAAAUGACACCGAUUGCUCAGAUGGAUGCAAGGGCAGCGCAUGUUCUAAAUGUGACGCCGCAGAGAGAAACCAAGACACUUUUACAAAGCCCUGCAGCAAGAUCUUAGACAAACAGGGACCGUUUAAAGGUUGCCAUGAUAAAGUUAAUCCAGCUGAGUUUUACGAGGAUUGUGUGUAUGAUAUGUGCAUGUAUGGUGGCCAACAGCCAGCCCUCUGCAGUGCUCUGGCUGCAUACACAGCUGCUUGCCAAGAUGCACUGGGCAAAGUGGAAUCCUGGAGAACCAACAAUUUCUGCCCUACAACCUGCAAGGCAAACAGCCACUAUGAGAUUUGCGCAACAGGAUGCCUCCAAACCUGCCGUGGCCUCACUGAGCCCAAGAACUGCAAGGGCACCCCCUGUGUUGAAGGCUGCACAUGUGACAAAGGUUUUGUCCUGAGCGACGGUGAGUGUGUGGCUGCGCAGCAGUGUGGCUGUGUUUACAAGGGCCUGUACUACCAACUGGGACAGGAUUUCUUCCCUCAAGACAACUGCAAGCAGAGAUGUACGUGCAAAGAGAAUGGAAAAGUUCAGUGUGAUGAUGGAUUCACCUGCAAAUCAAACGAAAAGUGCCAGUUCCUGGAUGGAGUUCAGGGCUGUUUCCCUGAGGGCAAGGGGGUUUGCACAGUAUUAGGCUUUGGGAUUUAUCAAUCAUUUGAUGGGAGGUCGUUUACUGUUGAAGGAGACUGUGAGUACAGAAUGGUAGAGACGACUCAGAACCAAAAUCAGAAGAACUCUUUCAAUGUAUUAGUGAAACAGCAGUCCUCUGAGCCUGUCUUUACUCGAAGAGUUGAAGUACAAAUAGGAGAAACCAAGAUUACUUUGCUGCCAGGCCACAUCUGGGAGGUUCAGGUUGACAAAGUUAAAACCAGUCUUCCUGCGACUUUAAAUGAAGGACUUGUGCAAGUCUAUCAGAGUGGUGUUAAUAUUAUUGUGAAAACAAACUUUGGAUUGAAACUGGCAUAUGAUACUGUUUCCAUGGUCAGAAUUGAGAUCCCGUCCAAUUUUAAAAAUGCAGUCAAAGGAGUUUGUGGUGACUACAAUGGAAACAGUGAAGAUGAUUUCCGCCUGCCAGGUGGUAUUCAGACGACUUCUGCUGAAUACUUUGCUGAGGGCUGGGUUUCACCAUCAGACAAACAGAUGUGUCACACAGGCUGCGGCUCCAAGUGUUUAGAUCCUGGCAAGGACAAACAGAAAGAGGCAGAGAUAGAUUGCAGAAUGCUAAUCCCAGACAAGGGACCAUUUUCUAGUUGUUACUUAAAAAUUCCACCUCAGAAAUUCUUUGAACAAUGUGUCAAAGAUGUGGCAGCACAACCAAAUGACAAGACAGUUCACUGUCAGCACAUACAAAGGUAUGUUGCCAUCUGUCAAGAGAAUGGGAUUUUAAUCAACAUCUGGAGGAACAACACCUUCUGUCCACUUCAGUGUUCAGGUAACAGUCACUAUGAGCUUUGCACUGACACCUGUGGCUCAUCCUGUGCUAGCCUGACUAAAUUACAGAAAUGCCCACCAUGUCAGGAGGGAUGUCAGUGUGACGAUGGCUUCGCGUUUGAUGGAGGUGAAUGUAAGCCUUUGCAGGAGUGUGGUUGUGCAGUAAAGGGAAAGUUUUACAAGUCUGGUCAGACAAUCGUUAUGGAAAAAUGUGCAGAAAAAUGCCUCUGCAAAGCUGGAGUGUUUUCUUGUCAGCCUAUGAAAUGUGACGCCAAUCAGAUCUGUGACAGCCAAGAUGGUGUCGUUGGGUGCUACAAUAGAGAUCCUUGCACUAACUUUGUGUGCCGUGAACAAGAGCAGUGCACAGUACAGAACAACAGGGCAAUGUGUGUUGCAAAAUCAAAGGCCUCUUGCAUUGCCAAGGGAGAUCCUCAUUACAAAACCUUCGAUGGCAACCACUUCUCCUUCCAGGGUACCUGCUCCUAUACUUUAGUUAAAACUUCAGGCAAAGACCAAACACUAACACCUUUCAAAAUCAUCAACAAGAACGACUUUCUCAAAGGCACACGUGGUUCUUACGUCAGGUCAGCCACCAUUACAGUCAAAGAGCGUGAAAUCACAUUCAUCCGAGGCAGCCGCAAUCGUGUGACAGUUGAUGGCACAAUUUUAAACCUUCCCGUGUUUUUGAAUUCUGAGAAGAUCAGCAUUACCCUUUCAGGUGCUAUAGGGAUUCUGCAGACAGAUUUUGGUUUGGAGGUCCAGUAUAACUGGGCAGAUACCUUUAUGGUGACAUUGUCCAGCAGCUACUACAAUAACGUUGUUGGAAUGUGUGGAACCUACAAUAAUGUUGUAGAGGAUGAUUAUAUCACACCGAAUGGUAACGGCAUAACAGACAUCGCAGAAUGGGCAAAGUCUUGGAGUGUCCCUGAAAGCAACAGCAGCUGCUGGCACUUCCCCCCUUGCUCAGAUGUUAAUAAGCUGCAAUAUAGCGGACCAACCUACUGUGGCUUGUUGUUUAAGGAAUCAGGACCGUUUGCCCAGUGUCGUGACGUAAUAACAAAGAGGCGAUUCGCUGAUGACUGCCUUUUCCAAAUGUGUCUCAAUGAUGGAACCCAGAAAUCUUUCUGCACUUCCCUUAAUCAUUAUGCGCGCGCCUGUGCGCUAGUGAAGGCUGACGUGUCUCCAGAGUGGACGACGCUCGCCAACUGCUGAUGAAGAUGAUGAGGUUUCGUGUAGCCCAAAAAGCAGUGAAUAUGAAAAAAAAAUUAAAUGAAUAAAUCUCUCUUGUGCACUUCACAGUAUACUGACAUAUAGCAAUGUUUCAGUUUCUGUCAAUACUUAAUAACACACUACUUAAUAUGUGAUUUGGUGUUCUAAAAUAGAUGUUUAAGUGAGUUUCUUUUUCUAAAUGACCACAUAUUCAUGGAUGUCAAUUCGUCCUGUCCACAAAUCAGACUGUUAUUGAUCCUGGGUUAAACUGUUCUGUAUAUUCUUUCAAGUGCCUCCAUACUUAACAUAUUUCCAAUAUAUAUGACAUUAAUAAACUUAGUAAAUUCUUGCAUUUCA
Molecule: messenger RNA, 8820 nt
Organism: Labeo rohita (rohu)
Lineage: Eukaryota; Metazoa; Chordata; Actinopteri; Cypriniformes; Cyprinidae
Product: IgGFc-binding protein
Exons: 20
Coding region: 97-8466 (2789 amino acids)
Molecular function (GO): protein binding
Source: RefSeq, a predicted model, not a curated record